Messenger RNA from Prunus armeniaca (apricot), 384 nucleotides. Lineage: Eukaryota; Viridiplantae; Streptophyta; Magnoliopsida; Rosales; Rosaceae. The record is from the annotation of a GenBank genome assembly.
AUGGGUACUAUCAAAGUCUUGUGGGCAAAAGAGAAUGUGUACUCCAUCAGUGUUGGGGAUGAAGCAAUGGUGAGAAGAUUGAUGGACGGUAAUCCAUGGUUCAUUAAGGGUUUCACCUUUACUGUCAAAUAUUGUCCCCUAUACCACUCGCUUGAUGAUAUUAUUCCAGAUCGGGCAAUAUUUUGGGUACAGGCUCAUGGCUUCCCUAGAAACAUGUGUUCUCCUGGUAAUGCAAGGAAGCUAGGGGCGAGGAUUGGUUCUGUUAUGGAAAUUGAGGAUGUUGAUGAAGUGGGUUUCAAAGGCUUCCUUAGAAUGCGAAUUGAUCUUGAUGCAUCCAAACCCCUUCCCCCUGGUUUUUCCAUGCCUUGUCAAGUCACGGGCUGA